Molecule: messenger RNA, 1033 nt
Organism: Drosophila ficusphila
Lineage: Eukaryota; Metazoa; Arthropoda; Insecta; Diptera; Drosophilidae
Product: plasminogen receptor (KT)
Exons: 4
Coding region: 252-716 (154 amino acids)
Biological process (GO): positive regulation of plasminogen activation
Cellular component (GO): plasma membrane
Source: RefSeq, a predicted model, not a curated record
UCAGUGCAAGUUUGUUCGAUAUCCAAACGUGGGCCAUUAUAACCGAACAAUUUGCAAUCCCCACAUUCCUGGGAACUCCUCUCCCUGCCAGGCGGCAAUUAGAGCGAAGACCUGUGUCAAUAUUUACAUUCGAACAGCUGCCAAGGUGGGUUGAAGGUGCACCACUCAAACUCAGCUCGCUGCACCGUGAAAAAGUUUCCCGAAAAACUUUCCAUAAGUUUCGAAUACAUCCGAGCAGCAAUCGCAUCGAAAUGGGUGCCACGGCCUCGUGCAAGAAAACCUCCGGCAGUGGCUAUCCGGAGCACGAUGAUCCCAUCUACCGCAAGUGCCAGGAGCUCAAGAUCGAGCGCUGGAUCCAGAUGCACUACCAGAUCAAGCAGCGGGAACAGGCCUUGGCCAUCGCCCAGCACCGGGAGCUCUUCUACUGGCUGAGUGGCUUCUACCUGAGCGCGGUGUACGGCUGCGCCAGCUACUACCAGCGGGUGAAGAGGGUCUCCGCCCUGGCUCCGCUCGUGCCGCUCACCUUCGUCGUGGGCUACUACACCGACUGGGCCUACGGCAGCAAGCUGCACCGCAUCCAAGCGGAGGCCAACAUGAUAAUGGAGCACGAGCAGGAGCUGCUCCACUGGCCAGGUGGACUGCCCACGGUCGCUGGAAUCGACGAGGCUCGCGUGGAGACCGAGAUGGAGAAGAAAAUGCAUCCGCACCACAUGUAGAAUCAGAAGAAAGGCUGCCCCUUUCCCCAUUAGUCUGUAGGCGGGAUUGGGUUCUCGUGCUCAGGUCCCCAGUGAAGAACACACCGCAAUCAAUAGGAUUCGGCCACAAAAAGAUGAAGCCGCAACAACAAUCAGCAAAGCAAAUUCACACACAGUUUCAGGCGUUUAAAAAAGCCCUUAGCUAGAUUGUACAAUGCUGAACUGUAGGGACCAUUCAACACCAAUUCACAACACUCACCUGCAUCACAAUGAACCAUUUAUAGCGUUUAACAACACAUCUCCACCAAUCAAGAGCAAGCAAUACUAUUUCUAUAAAU